Molecule: messenger RNA, 1446 nt
Organism: Trichomonas vaginalis G3
Lineage: Eukaryota; Parabasalia; Trichomonadida; Trichomonadidae
Product: LMBR1-like membrane protein family
Exons: 1
Coding region: 1-1446 (481 amino acids)
Source: RefSeq, a predicted model, not a curated record
AUGUAUGCCUGGGUAGUUAUUCUUGCAACAAUUAUAUUCUGCAUACUAUCUAUUCUUGUUGGCAUUUACUUGGUUGUUAGAUUCCAAAUGCCAGAAGAUAAAAAGUCUUCAUGGUUUAUCAAAAUUAUCAUCAUUUUAACUAUCGGCAUUUCAGUAAUGAACGUUUUAAUUUUACCUCUCGACGCACUUAAUAGGUCAACGCCAAAUCCAAUGAAUACCACCCUUAUGUGUUGGAUUUUGACAAUAAUUUCUGCCGUUCUCGCUUUCAUUGUCAUUCCUUUCACACUUACAUACUAUGAAAACGCAGAAGAUGAAGAUGUUAAGCACCCAAUCUGCAAAGCAACAUUAAGUGUUAUUCCAUUCCUUUUGUUCUUUAUAAUAUUUUUACUCAUACUCUACUUCCUUGUGAGCGAUUGCCAAAUUCCAGCAACAAUUCAUGCUGGCAAAGUUGUCGAUGAAUCCGAACUUACCACAUCAAUAUAUAGUUGUUCUACUUCAACAACAAUUGACAUCAAACUAUCGCCACUUAUUUUUGUUGUUACUGUUAUAGGUUUCAUUGGAUAUAUAAUCUUGAUUAUUUUGGGUGGCAUGGGAUUUGCCACGCUUCCAAUCAAUCUCUUUAUUGAUUUCGUUCGUAGACCAAGACCAAUUUCUCUCAAGCAAUAUGCCAAGGGCCAACAAUUAAUCAAUCGCUGGGCUGAGGAGCUUAUCGAGGAAGGCAACAAAAUCCGAGAAGAAGGAAAGCAUAAAGGCUACAAAAACCGUAAAGUCAAGAGAAUGGUAAAUAAAUAUGCGGAUCAAAUCGAGAAUAUGGAGCGUGCAUACCAGCUUAUCGAAGUAUCAUACAAAGUUCGUGGAGGAAAUCCGGUUUGGCCAUGGUGUGAACUAUUCUUAGGCAUAAUUUGCAUAAUAAUUUCACUCAUUUGGAUCAUUCACAUCAUUGUUUACACUUUCUUAGAUGUUCAUCCAUUCUUAAAUCAAUUCUUCCAUUUGCUAGAUACUAAAUUUGCACUAUCUGCAGUUAUAUUCUUUGGCCUGUUCACAUAUUACUUGUACUUAUGCGUCCUCUCAGGAGCUACUUCUUUCGGUUUGAAUUUACUCAUUAUCAGAGUACAUCCUAUGGAAGAUCAGAAUACUCCAAUGAAUUCAAUCUUGUUUAACUCAUGCCUUAUGCUCUUUGCCAGCUUUGGUGUUGCAUUAUUUUCAACAAUGAACUUCCCGAUUUAUACAAGACUUACUGCUUUAGAUAUGAUCUAUGGCGUUCAGAUGAAAUAUCUCAAAGGCCUUAAAUACGUUUGGGAGUACGCAAUUUAUGUAUUUCUCGGAAUUUUCGUUAUUGCUCUUGCAGUUAAGCUUAUUUCUUGCAGUAGAAAGAAGGGAAGAGAUGAUCGCAAUUCUGAAAUUAGAAAAGCUCUUUCUACUUAUGACACUGAUAUUGUCAAUUAA